Molecule: messenger RNA, 1289 nt
Organism: Oppia nitens
Lineage: Eukaryota; Metazoa; Arthropoda; Arachnida; Sarcoptiformes; Oppiidae
Exons: 2
Coding region: 90-1289 (399 amino acids)
Source: RefSeq, a predicted model, not a curated record
AAAAUCACAGCGAAUUGAUGACCAAAAUGUUAAGACAAAUAUGAGAAACAGAGAAACAACUGGAAGAAUACAUAUACACAUAUUAUAUAAUGUCCAGUGAUUUAAAAGUGUUGUCUCUAUUUGUUGUGUUAGUCAUAACAAUAAUCAGUAAUAAUAAUAAUGUCGUGGUUUGUGUCAUCAGUCGCUAUCUGUGCCGCAACUCUACUAUAGACGCCAUCACUUAUGUCAAUGAAAUGCAAAUGUAUUGGCUGUCGAGUGGAUCGCACUUCUGGUGGAUCAAAGAGGAAGACCUGCCGAACGGUUUGACCGAUGAGAAUGCACGCACUUUUGAUCCGCCGCUAACCGGUGCCGAUGCGGCCGUCUAUGUCGACUCACAGAAGGGUUGUAACGGCGCACCGCAUAAGUCAGGGCCGGGCAUUGAGUCGCAACAGCGACAGGUAUGGGUCAUACAGUUGAUCGGUUCGGUACAUCAGCUACAGGCGUGGGACGCACUGACCAAACAGUGGGUGAAAAAUAAACAAAUUUCGUACAGUACUGACAAUUGUAUUGGUCGGGCAAAUGUCGACUGGUCAACGGAUACUCGUGGCCAGCGGCCAAUGGAUGCCAUGUUUGCUGUUAACUAUCUGUUUCUAUACUUUGUAAUGGACACAAAGGUGGCGGCAGUCGAUUGUAGUUAUGUUUGCAAAGAUCCCAACGGUUUUUCCGAUAGUGACUACAGAGCAGAAUCGGUAACCGAUUGGUUGUCGUCGAAGGAAAAGAUUUACUCGAUAUUUGUGAAGAAUGACAACGAGAUGUUCGUCUUCUUCAAGACUCACUACCAGAUCUACAAAGUGUCGGUCAACGACCAAAACAGACAGAAGCUGCCGGUGACGGCCGACGGUAAACAAUUGGACAUAUUUAAGGACUUUCUGAAGAUAACCAAACAGCCUGAAUGUCAACCGCGAGACAGCAUCGGUAAAACAACAUUGCCGUCCAAUAAUGCUGCAGACCAGAAACCGUCGGAUACAGUGACCAGCGGACAUGAUUCGGGUAGUUCAGAAAGUGCUGACGCCUCCGCGGCCAGUGAUGGACAAACAGAUGACGGCGGCAACAGUAGUAGUAUAGCCAUGAUUAUCGUCAUCGUAGGUGUAGUUGUCGUAGCGGUCAUAGCCAUAGCUUUUCUGGCAUUUCUAAUGUUGCGCCGUAAGUCGUCGUCCAACAAAUCGGAUCCAAAUACGACCAAAAAACCGUCGGUCAAAGAGCCGGCAAAAACACAGAAAUCUAUUGUCAGCAAAAAGACCGCUAAAUAG